AUUAGUGCCAACCAAUCGGCUAGCAGCCUGCUCUCACCACACUAUUACUACUACUACUACUACUACUACUACUACUACUACUACUACUACUACUACUACUACUACUACUACUACUACUACUACUACUACUACUACUACUACUACUACUACUACUACUACUACUACUACUACUACUACUACUACUACUACUACUACUACUACUACUACUACUACUACUACUACUACUACUACUACUACUACUACUACUACUACUACUACUACUACUACUACUACUACUACUACUACUACUACUACUACUACUACUACUACUACUACUACUACUACUACUACUACUACUACUACUACUACUACUACUACUACUACUACUACUACUACUACUACUACUACUACUACUACUACUACUACUACUACUACUACUACUACUACUACUACUACUACUACUACUACUACUACUACUACUACUACUACUACUACUACUACUACUACUACUACUACUACUACUACUACUACUACUACUACUACUACUACUACUACUACUACUACUACUACUACUACUACUACUACUACUACUACUACUACUACUACUACUACUACUACUACUACUACUACUACUACUACUACUACUACUACUACUACUACUACUACUACUACUACUACUACUACUACUACUACUACUACUACUACUACUACUACUACUACUACUACUACUACUACUACUACUACUACUACUACUACUACUACUACUACUACUACUACUACUACUACUACUACUACUACUACUACUACUACUACUACUACUACUACUACUACUACUACUACUACUACUACUACUACUACUACUACUACUACUACUACUACUACUACUACUACUACUACUACUACUACUACUACUACUACUACUACUACUACUACUACUACUACUACUACUACUACUACUACUACUACUACUACUACUACUACUACUACUACUACUACUACUACUACUACUACUACUACUACUACUACUACUACUACUACUACUACUACUACUACUACUACUACUACUACUACUACUACUACUACUACUACUACUACUACUACUACUACUACUACUACUACUACUACUACUACUACUACUACUACUACUACUACUACUACUACUACUACUACUACUACUACUACUACUACUACUACUACUACUACUACUACUACUACUACUACUACUACUACUACUACUACUACUACUACUACUACUACUACUACUACUACUACUACUACUACUACUACUACUACUACUACUACUACUACUACUACUACUACUACUACUACUACUACUACUACUACUACUACUACUACUACUACUACUACUACUACUACUACUACUACUACUACUACUACUACUACUACUACUACUACUACUACUACUACUACUACUACUACUACUACUACUACUACUACUACUACUACUACUACUACUACUACUACUACUACUACUACUACUACUACUACUACUACUACUACUACUACUACUACUACUACUACUACUACUACUACUACUACUACUACUACUACUACUACUACUACUACUACUACUACUACUACUACUACUACUACUACUACUACUACUACUACUACUACUACUACUACUACUACUACUACUACUACUACUACUACUACUACUACUACUACUACUACUACUACUACUACUACUACUACUACUACUACUACUACUACUACUACUACUACUACUACUACUACUACUACUACUACUACUACUACUACUACUACUACUACUACUACUACUACUACUACUACUACUACUACUACUACUACUACUACUACUACUACUACUACUACUACUACUACUACUACUACUACUACUACUACUACUACUACUACUACUACUACUACUACUACUACUACUACUACUACUACUACUACUACUACUACUACUACUACUACUACUACUACUACUACUACUACUACUACUACUACUACUACUACUACUACUACUACUACUACUACUACUACUACUACUACUACUACUACUACUACUACUACUACUACUACUACUACUACUACUACUACUACUACUACUACUACUACUACUACUACUACUACUACUACUACUACUACUACUACUACUACUACUACUACUACUACUACUACUACUACUACUACUACUACUACUACUACUACUACUACUACUACUACUACUACUACUACUACUACUACUACUACUACUACUACUACUACUACUACUACUACUACUACUACUACUACUACUACUACUACUACUACUACUACUACUACUACUACUACUACUACUACUACUACUACUACUACUACUACUACUACUACUACUACUACUACUACUACUACUACUACUACUACUACUACUACUACUACUACUACUACUACUACUACUACUACUAUUACUACUACUACUACUACUGUAACAACAGAAGACAAGGGCCAGGCAACAGAUCGUUUUAUUAUGAAAAUCAACAC
This is a messenger RNA of Trichobilharzia regenti, 2490 nucleotides long. The record is from the annotation of a GenBank genome assembly. Lineage: Eukaryota; Metazoa; Platyhelminthes; Trematoda; Strigeidida; Schistosomatidae.